AUGACAGCGCAGCCAGCCAAACGACCCCGCUGGCAAAUCUACCGCGACCGCGCCAUCGCCAACAAGCGGCAACGCACCGUAUCGAAAGAAGACCGCGGUCUCGACCCGACACGGCCGGACCCGAGCCGUCCACGUCUUUUCGCUGGACCGCAGGAGGAGGAGGAUCAGAAGAGGGCGAUACUGAGCGGACCGUUCCACCAAGACGAGCGUGGCCGUCGCAAGGUCUACGCCGUCUUCUCCAAUCAGGGAACCGCUCAGGAUGCCCUGUUUGACCGGAGGGAGGCGGCGGAGAGAUGGGCCGAGGACCGUCCGGGGGCGAGGAUGAGGAUCUUCUGGGACGACAGCAAGGCCCGCGAAUGGAUCGCCUCCUUGGCUCACAGCGCUGCGACUGGUGAUGCUGCCGCGUGCGAUUGCGACGACAGAGGCUCGCCGAUGCCGGAGAUUAAGCUCGCCGCCCUCGACACACCGCCCUACCGCGUCGAGACGGCCAUCCUGGGGCUCAAGGCUGAGGACAAGCCCGACGCCGAGUGGAAGGACGGCCUCGCUGCCCUUGCAGACCCUCACAAGGCGCUCGCCCCAGCCAAGGUCGGACGGCCGCCGCGUCCAGAGACCGAGAAGGUCAAGCCGCCCCCCAAGAUCCAGCUCUCCGCCGAGCAAGAAGAGGCGAAACGGCUUGCGGUGCUGGGCGGCUCCUCGCUCUUCAUCACCGGCGGCGCAGGUACCGGCAAGUCGGUCCUGAUCCGCGAGAUUGUCAAGGCGUUCCAGGCAAAGGACUACGAGAUCGCCGUCACGGCGACGACGGGCAUCGCAGGCCUCAACAUCCAGGGAUCCACGAUCCACAGCUGGGCGGGCAUCGGCCUCGGCAACGGUACGCCUCGGAUGCUGGCGGAAAAGAUCUCGAGCAAGCGCGACCUCGUGUGGCGGUGGAGGCGGGUCGAGGUGCUGGUCAUCGACGAGGUGUCGAUGCUCGACGCGCUGCUCUUCGACAAGCUCGAGGCGGUGGCCAGGGCGGUCCGCAAGGACCCGCGACCGUUCGGAGGCAUCCAGCUGAUCCUCUGCGGCGACUUCUUCCAGCUGCCGCCCGUCGUCGUCGAGACGAGGAGCAACGGCCACCUCGACCCCGAGCUCGAGCAGAAGAAGGCGUACCUGCUCAAGCGGGGCUCGUACCGAUCCAACUUUGUGUUUGACGCUCUCUCGUGGUCGAACUGCGUACCGCGCACGAUCGCCCUCAAGCGCGUGUUCCGGCAGACGGAGAAGGACCUUGUCCACCACCUCGACUGCCUGCGCCGAGGCCGCACCGACCCGGACAUCGUCCGCUUCUUGACCGCGCUUGAUCGGCCGAUCGACUGCUCCGACGGCAUCAUGCCGACCGAGCUCUUUUCGAAGAAGAAGGAGGUCGAGGCUGCCAACGUCGCCCGGUUGCAGGCGCUGCACGGCUUCCCCUACUCCUUCAAGGCCGACGAUGUCGUCAAUCCGGCCUGCCUCGAAAGGAUCGCGGAGGCCGAACGCAGCCGAUUCGCCGGCAUCUACCUGAGCGAGCUCAAGAGGAGCACGAUUGCGCCGGACUGGAUCGAGCUGAGGGCCGGCGCGCAGGUCAUGCUCACCAAGAACUUGACCAACGGCCUGGUCAACGGCAGCGUCGGCGUGAUCGUCGCCUUUGCGUCGUUGGACGACCACGAGGUGGCCCGGGACCACAACGGCAACCUCUGGUUCCGCCGCGAGGGCCACAAGGGCCGCGUCCAGAUCGCCCAGAGCGCUGUGGGCUCCAAGAACCGCGCCGUCACCGACUUUGCCGCCAAAGUCGACUGCAAGCCCAAGGCGAAGGAGCCCGACGCCAGCGCACUGCCCCUGUUUGCGGCGCGCGUCAAGGAGGUUUCGGACGACUCGCUGCGGAGCUCCCGCAAGUGGCCCGUCGUCCGCUUCUCAAAGGGCCUGGCCAGGGACGAGUCGAUCGAGAUGCUGGUCCCAUCGAUGCCCUUUGACUUUGAGUCGGCUGUGUCUGGGAAGACGGUCGCGACGCGUAAGCAGGUGCCACUGAUCCUGGCUUGGGCCGUGUCGAUACACAAAGGCCAAGGACAGACGCUGCCGCGAGUCAAGGUCAAUCUCGGCAGCGUGUUCGAGAGCGGUCAAGCCUAUGUGGCGCUUUCGCGAGCGACGUGCGUCGAAGGACUGCAGGUGCUCAACUUCAGCGCAGAGAAAAUCUUCGCCGAGGAGCGGGUCAUCGAGUGGUAUCGGGAGCUGGAGGAGGAGCAGGGGCGCAACAAGCGCGAAGGGAGUGGGUCAGAAGAGCAAGAGUCAGAGCCGACAACAUCGAAGGUCGAAGCAGAGGCAGGGGCGGUGGCGAAGCCAGGGGCCGACGAGGAGGUGGUCGAGAUCAAGAAGGAAGAUUUCUACACGGCCGCCGCGCCGCACGAGCAGGCGCCCGAGGUCAUUGUCAUCCCGGAUAGCCAGCCGAUGCAGGCGAUUCAGUGCUGCUAG
This is a messenger RNA of Pseudozyma flocculosa PF-1, 2478 nucleotides long. RefSeq lists its product as uncharacterized. The record is from RefSeq and is a predicted model, not a curated record. Bases 1 to 2478 code for a protein of 825 amino acids. Gene Ontology annotation, biological process: telomere maintenance; DNA repair. The transcript has 6 exons. Gene Ontology annotation, molecular function: ATP hydrolysis activity; DNA helicase activity. NCBI's taxonomy places the organism in Eukaryota, Fungi, Basidiomycota, Ustilaginomycetes, Ustilaginales, Ustilaginaceae.